ACCGCCAUGGCCCAGACCGUGCAGAUGGAGAUCCUGAACUUUUGCAUCAGCAUCCUGGAGUGCCUCAAGGAACAGCAGCUGCAGGGCCUGUACUGUGACGUGUUGGUGAUGGUCAAGGGCCAUGUCUUCAAGGCCCACCUGGCCAUGCUGGCUGCCAGCAGCUCCUACUUCCGGGAUGUGUUCAACAGCAGCCGGAGUGCUGUGGUGGAGCUGCUGGUGGCCGUGCAGCCCCAGUCCUUCCAGGAGAUCCUCAGCUUCUGUUACACGGGCCGGCUGAGCAUGAACAUUGGUGACCAGUUCCUGCUCAUGUAUACAGCCGGCUUCCUGCAGAUCCAGGAGAUCAUGAAGAAAGGCACAGAGUUCUUCAGCUGUGACUCCCAGGGCCUGCACGCCGAGGAGGCCCCUGUGUCCGAGCCCCAGAGCCCUGUGGCACAGACAUUGAGCUGGCCGGCCUGCGGCACCCCGCUGACCCUUGUGUCGCGUGUCAAGACAGAGCAGCAGCAGUUGGACUCUGUGCAGUGCACACCUGUGGCCAAGCGGCUGUGGGACAGCGGUCAGAAGGAGGCUGGGGGUGGCAGUGGUGGCAACGGCAGCCGAAGAUGGCCAAGCUCUUGCUCCCCUUCUCCUAACCCCAAGUUCUCCACGCCAGACCUGGCCACCAACCAGCAGUCCCAGCAGGCCCUGGUGUUGGGGGGGCCGCACAGCCCACAGUGGUGGCUGCAGGGCCCUGGGGCUGGGCAACCGACUUGGGGGGCUGUGGCAGUAGCAGCAGGGGGAGUGGUGAGUGGGCCCAGCACAUUGGAGCAGACCAGCCCAGGCACCUCCAGCCCUGGCUCCUACCACAAUGAGGAGGAUGAGGCGGCGGUGGGCAAGGAGGGCACAGACCAGCAGUACUGGCAGAUCUGCAACAUGUACACCAUGUACAGCAUGAUAAACGUCGGCCAGACUGCCAAGAAGGUGGAGGCCCUCCCUGAGCAGGUGCCCGAGUCCUGGAAUCAUAUCCAUGUGCGGCAAGACCUGGCAUCUCUUCCGGCUGAGCUCAACCAGAUUGUCAACCGCUACCACCCCAAGAUCUACAAUGAGGGUGACCCCUCCGAAAAGCUGGAGCUUGUGACAGGCACCAAAGUGUACACCACGAGGGCGCAGCUCACAAACUGCCAUGUCAGUGCAGGCACGCAGCACAAGGUCCUGCUGUGACACCUCCUGGCCUCCUUCUUUGACCAGAACACCCUGGCCAACAGCUGUAGCACGGGCAUCAGCUUUUCCAGUAACAACCCUAGCUGCAAACCGGAUAGUCGCGUCCUCCACGCCGUCAAGUACUACUGCCAGAACUUUGCUCCCAACUUCAACGAGAGCGAGAUGAACGCCAUCGUGGCCAACAUGUGCACCAACACCCGCAGCGUUGUGCAUAAGAGCUGCAUCCCCAAGGUCAAGCUGCUCAUGGCCGAGGGUGACGCCUACACCACCUUCAUCAGCUACACGGGCAAGAUAGAGCCGGACAUUAAGGGUGUGGAGCACGGCUUCGAGACAGCCAGCCACGAUGGCGAGGCUGGCCCCUCAGCAGAGGAGGCCCUCCAGUAACCCCCACCAGACCCUCCCGCGGGGUCAUCACACUCCCCCGUUUUGUCAUACCCUCCCACCAUCUUGGUCACGAGCUACUGUCUGCCCUUCCCCAGGACCCGCAGGGGAUGCUGCAUGAUCCCGGCCCCUCUGCCGCCCCUGUCCCACCCCCUGACCCCAAUCCAAUCGGGGAUCAGGCUGGAAGAGGAUGGCAGGUGGUGGAGGUCUGCGUUGCCUUCUCCAGCACACACUUGUGCAGUGGGGGAGCUCUU
Camelus dromedarius (Arabian camel) is the source of this 1832-nucleotide messenger RNA. RefSeq names its product nucleus accumbens-associated protein 1-like. Gene Ontology annotation, molecular function: protein binding; DNA-binding transcription factor activity, RNA polymerase II-specific; RNA polymerase II cis-regulatory region sequence-specific DNA binding. Gene Ontology annotation, biological process: regulation of transcription by RNA polymerase II. The record is from RefSeq and is a predicted model, not a curated record. Lineage: Eukaryota; Metazoa; Chordata; Mammalia; Artiodactyla; Camelidae.